AUGGGUUCUCAAAUUUGUCAGAAUAUCUAAGAGUCAAAAGACGGUCAAAUUAAUCUCAACAAGAUAGUCUAAGUUAACAUCUACAAACCUCCUCAAAUACAAAAACCCUAGCCAAUAAUCAAUUUACUGUUCCCUGAAGAAAAUAAUUGGAUCGAAAAAGAACGAAUGAAUUCUUUACCUAAGCAAAAUUCUUCAGACAUUACCCUAACCAGAUAAGAAUUCAACCAGAAGAAACCAGACCCCUCAGACAUUAAUUGCACUCAAGGUUGUAAUGAUCAAUUAGAUCUUCUUAACAGUUCUAAAGAUGAUUCCAACAGUGGAUUGCAAGAACGUAUAUUAUCUUAUUAUUUAUUAUAUAUAGUCAAGCACAAGUCCAUUCUAAAAAACAAAGUGAUGGCUGGAUCGAAUUCUUCUAGUUCGAAUAACGCACAAAAAGACAAUGAGUCUGCGGGAUCCCAGAGAUCAAUUAAAAAAGUCACCUUCGAUAAAAAACAAAAAGUUAUAUACAGCAGUUUUAGAAAACCUAAAGCAUGA
This is a messenger RNA of Paramecium octaurelia, 534 nucleotides long. NCBI's taxonomy places the organism in Eukaryota, Ciliophora, Oligohymenophorea, Peniculida, Parameciidae. The record is from the annotation of a GenBank genome assembly.